Ipomoea triloba (trilobed morning glory) is the source of this 894-nucleotide messenger RNA. Its product is annotated as cysteine proteinase inhibitor-like. The record is from RefSeq and is a predicted model, not a curated record. The transcript is spliced from 3 exons. Gene Ontology annotation, molecular function: cysteine-type endopeptidase inhibitor activity. The coding region runs from base 131 to 595 and encodes 154 amino acids. NCBI's taxonomy places the organism in Eukaryota, Viridiplantae, Streptophyta, Magnoliopsida, Solanales, Convolvulaceae.
GGUGCCUUAAUUUAGAAGCCAAAAUCCCUCAACGAACUCUUAAGGACGAAGCAAAGGCUGGUUGUUUAUGUGUCAGUGUAAACAGCGUUAUUAAGAUUUAAGAGAUAUAAGGGGAACACAGAAUCUAGCGAUGAUGGAGAUGAUGCAGUAUAAGUUCAAUUGUUCUCUCUGCUUUGUUCUGCUUUGCUUACUGGGGAUCUUCCGAUUAGGGUUUUCAGCUCAAGAGCAAGUGAUACAAAUGAGGAGCAGCACAACUCCCUCUGCUAGGCCUCUUCUGGGCGGACUUCGGAACUGUAAGGGAAACCCAAACGAUGGAGAAAUUGAAAGCCUUGGUCGAUUCGCUGUGCUGGAGCACAACAAAAAAGAGAAUGCCCUUCUUGAGUUUGCGCGAGUUGUCAGUGCCAAACAGCAGGUUGUUGCUGGUAUGAUGUAUCAUCUUACUUUGGAGGUGAUUGAUGCUGGUAAGAAAAGGAUGUAUGAAGCUAAAGUUUGGGUGAAGCCAUGGAUGAGCUUCAAACAGUUGCAGGAAUUCAAGCGCGCCCAUGAGGUCCCUUCAUUUACCACCUCUGACCUUGGCAUCAAACAUGGUAAUUGAGAAUUACGUCAAGUUUGAAUUGCUCUUGAAAGUCGUAUCAAGGAAGAGAAGUUUAAGGUUAUUCUCAGUAAGAACAUCGAGGGGAAGUUUUACUUGGAUCAUAUGGAGCAAGACUACUCAUGAAUACUUACUAGUUCAAUAAUGUCGAGUAUCGCCUGCUGGCUGCUACUCUAUCAAUACUGUAUUAGUGUGUGUGUUUGCCUUUACACUCAUAGUUACCAAUAAAUGACUUCAAUGUAUGCAAUGAACAUGUCUGUACAUAUUACAUGUGUGUAUAUAUAUCUCUAAAAUUUUAAUAA